Molecule: messenger RNA, 567 nt
Organism: Fusarium vanettenii 77-13-4
Lineage: Eukaryota; Fungi; Ascomycota; Sordariomycetes; Hypocreales; Nectriaceae
Exons: 2
Coding region: 1-567 (188 amino acids)
Source: RefSeq, a predicted model, not a curated record
AUGGAUGCUGUGAAAAAGGUCUUCCCAUUUCACUUGGCCGCAUGGAAAGUCGCGAGAAACGCCAUCGACGCAGCCGUAAACGAGCCAAACGAAUUUGAUAGUGAUCGCAUGAUUCAACAAUGGCGUGCAGCCAUGCUAGCCCAACUUUCCAACGUCGAAAUCAUUGGAGCUGUUAUGAGUGCCACCAUCGUUGGCGCCUUCACUUGGCCUUCUCUCGAGAGACUCUCCCCCGUGGCCAAUACCAUGGUUCGUGCCCUCUGGUACAGCAGCUUGGUACUCAGUGUUGGUGCCGUUGCCAUGAGCUUGCAGCAGAGUGUCUUUUUAAUGCGCAUCGGAUGCUUACCUCAGGCAAACGCCAUGUGCCGGCGCAUGCUCUCGCGUGAUAUAGGCCUAGGCCAGCGUCUCCCACGCUGGGAUCAGGUGAUUCUUUGGCAGACUGCGGUAGGCUUGCUUGAGUUUAGCAUAUACACGUGGCUGGCCGGGUUCAUCGCCUUCAUUGGAGACACAACUUACAUGGGAUUAUCGAGUCCUGGUAAAGGAAAUCAAGUGGUUGGUCAUAUCAUAUAG